Cicer arietinum (chickpea) is the source of this 810-nucleotide messenger RNA. Its product is annotated as embryo-specific protein ATS3B-like. NCBI's taxonomy places the organism in Eukaryota, Viridiplantae, Streptophyta, Magnoliopsida, Fabales, Fabaceae. The record is from RefSeq and is a predicted model, not a curated record. Gene Ontology annotation, molecular function: protein binding.
UUAAUACUCUAAUUCCGACGAGUCUUAAUAAUCAAACUUAUCUAAUUUUUUUUACAAAAAAUAUUACCUGUCAUUUUUGUAAUGCUAUAAUAGAAGCUGCCAAAAUCUAAAACCAAUUAGGUGUUCAUCUUUCUCUUCACUUGAAACAAAAAGAAAAAUGAAAGCUCUUACCUUAAUCUUCACAUUCUCCAUAAUUGUUGUUUUCUCACAGGUAACACCAACAAUGGUCACUCGAGAUAAACCUCAAAUCAACCAACCUUCCAUGCUUAAUGAUAUCAAUUCACAAAGUAGUAGCUGCAAUUACCUGGUCACCAUAAAAACAAGCUGCGAUUCUCCAUUAAAUACAACAGAUCAAAUUGAUAUUGUAUUUGGAGAUGCUGAUGGCUCUGAGGUAUUUUCUCCAAGACUGGAUGAACCAGAUUCAGGAGCAUUUGAGCAAUGCACAACGGUUUCAUUUGAGAUAGAAGGAAAAUGUCUUAAUAAAAUAUGCAAACUUUAUCUAUAUAGAAGGGGUUCAGAUGGUUGGUUACCAGAGCUUGUCACUGCAUAUGACUAUCUUGCCCUUCCUGUCCCUUUUUAUUACAACACUGACAUUCCUGAUGAUGGUGUUGGCUAUGGCUUCGACUAUUGUGCUUAAUUUAAUUAUUACUAUUAUUAUUGUUCAUUAAUAUGGUCAUGAUAUAUAGAACAAACAUACGCUUCAAAUAAGCUUGCUUCUAAUAUGUGUUUUAUGUACAUAAGUAAGCAACUUAUAAAUAAAUGUAUUGCUUUAUAAAAUAUGAAUGAUCAAUAACAUUAUCUUCUCUUAUA